CCAAAAUGUAUCUUCAUGCAUUUUUUUGUAUUUCAGACCCUGAGGUUUCCUUCGGAUAGUGAAAAAGACAUCCCUUUCUAUCUGGAUGGUGAUCUUACAUUCAUAACUAAGUCUAGAAAAAGCUCUGUAAAUGGAGAAAAGGUUGGAAUACAAACUGUAGCUGGAAUAGAGGUUGGAGCCGGAACUAAACUACAGACUGGAGCUGGAACUGGAGCUAGACCCAGAUGUCAAUACGGAAGCUUGGAAAGAUAUCCACAGCAGCAGCAGCAGAAAAUUAGUAUGAGACUUACUGAACCCAGAACCAUCGGUAGAAUACCUGUUGUGCGAUCAGCUAUGAAAGCAAAUGAGGAACAUCAGUCCCAGAAGUCUGAAAUAGGGGAAAACAUUUACCUGACAAGUAGCCCCGGGGGAUUCUCAGUUACAGACCUGACUCCGCCUCCCAGCAACUUUUGUGAUGAUGUAAAAUUCAAAAGUGAUCUCUACACUGAACUUUCAGAGCCAGAUAUUUGUAAUUUGACCCUUAAUACAGAUCCUUGUAUGAGAACAGAACCGAUGUAUUUAGACUCUCUGAGAAAAGAUACAAUUACUGAAAAUGAAAUUGAGACGAUGCCAAGUAAUUCCCCUUUCUUCAGUACAUACACCAAUGUGAAACUAGAAAAACAGACACAUGAGUCAGACUUCUAUAUACCUAUUCGUGAUAUUUUGAAUACAACAGAAGAGAAUGUUCAAGGUUUAGGAGCAACGUUUGUUACCUUUACCGGAGGAAACCUGGAGAAAAGUGGUGAUUCAAGAAUUGUCAACGCAACACGAUUAUAGAUUUUAGACACGAAACCUUAACAUUUUAUUAGUAAUAUCAAGCUUAUCAAAAGUUGUUUAAGAUGCGAAAUGUUUUUUGAAAUUGUUCUUAACAUUCAGUUUUUAAUUUGAACAAAAUAUUAUUAAUUUUGUGAAAUUUUUAUAAUGUCUUUUUUUCUAAAUGUGCAUACAAGAUCGUCAACAUAAAGUUUGACUUUCUUUAAGCUUUUCAAAAUAAAAUAAAAACGAGAUAAAGCAAAUUCUUGAAACGUUUAAAAACGUUUAAAAUUAUAAAAUACAUCGAAAUCCACACUGCAUUGUUAUGUAUCAUUCUCUACAAAAAAAAAACUUG
This is a messenger RNA of Eurytemora carolleeae, 1147 nucleotides long. RefSeq lists its product as uncharacterized. The transcript has 5 exons. Bases 16 to 816 code for a protein of 266 amino acids. Lineage: Eukaryota; Metazoa; Arthropoda; Copepoda; Calanoida; Temoridae. The record is from RefSeq and is a predicted model, not a curated record.